CUUCCUCUCCUCCUCCUCCUCCUCCUCCUGCAGAGGACUGGGAGGGUAGAAGUGAAGGAGUCAGAGUCAGCUCUCUCUGCCAUUGUUCUAGUUCUGGUUCUGGUUCUGGAGGUCUGGAGACCGGGUCUGGGUACCAUCACGGUGCUGGUCUGGGUUCCGGUACCGGACGGCGGUCUGUCGUCAUGACGGGCUCCGGUCCGAAGCUCGGAGUUCUGCUGCUGCUGGCCGUCCUGCUGCAGACUGUGGUCGUCACCAUCACCGUGCUGCACUUCACCACAGCUCUCAGCUCGAUGAAGGAGACGUUCGCCAGGAGCAGCGUUUCCUGUCUGACGGGCGGCGACCUGCAGAGCAUCACGGCUGUCCGGGGGGAUCCGUGCUGGCAGGUCACUCAGCAGCUCCACCUGCUCAUCGAGAAGUCUCUGUCUCAGCGUUACCAGAAGCAGAUUUCCUCGGUCGUCAGAGAUGAAGUAUCUCGGGUGCUGCCCUCACUUGUGAUGGUGGACCGGGCUUCACCUCGCCCCAAAGUGGCAGCUCAUGUCACUGGAAGCUUCGUGCCCAAACUGGAGCGAGAGGAAGGAGCUCCGGUGUCCGCCGGCCGCCGCGUUCAGGGCCAGAAGAUCUCCUGGUGGGAGGGGCGGAAGGGGCUGGCCUUCCUCCAGGACGUCCAGCUGGUGGACGGGGAGCUGGUGGUGCCGCAGCCCGGCCUCUACUACGUCUACGCCCAGACGUACUUCAGACACACCCACUCCCUGGAGGAGGAGGGCGAGGACGGCGAGGAGGCGGGGGAGGACAGAGGGAGACCCCUGCUGCAGUACGUCUAUAAAAAGGUGAGCUCCUACCCGGUUCCCAUCCUGCUGAUGAAGACGAGCCGAACCUCCUGCUGGUCCCGGGGCUCCCAGUUUUCGCUGCACUCCGCCCACCAGGGGGGGCUGUUCCCGCUCAACUCCGGCGACCGCCUCUUCGUCACGGUGACCAACGCCUCGGCCGUGGACAUGGACGAGAAGAGCAGCUUCUUCGGGGCGUUUCUCAUCAGCUAAGACGAUCAGAUGCGGGACACGUUUUUUUUUUUUUAAGCGCAUCUGUCUCGUCUCAGCGUCCAGACUUCUCCUGGAAAUAAAGCCAGAUGAAAAACUGCAGCGGCGAGUCACGGAAAGAAGUCCGUCUCUCUUUUUUUCUUUUCAGGAUCAGAAACGGAAAGAAACACUGGUUUCGUGUGUGGAGAAGAGACGGAGCUAAUCAAUCAACAAAUAUUUGAGUGUGUUGAAGUUAACGGGGCUCGGACUCAACAGAGAUUAGAGUUCGUACAAACAUUUCUUUAAAGGACCAGUAGGUAACAUUUAGGGGGUUCUAUUGGCAGACAUAAUAUUAAUAAGUAGGUUUUCUUUAGUGAAUAAUCACCUGAUAGAAUCAUCGUGUUUUUUACUUUAGAAUGAGCCGUUUAUAUCUACAUUGGGAGCGAGUCGCUAAAUUACGAAUCCUGCUAUAGCGAAGGCAUGACCCGCUCUACUCGGCCUCCGAUUGGCUAGUUCUCGCUGCAUUAGUUGGUUGGAUUGGUUAGGAUUAGGGUAAGAAUAAACCAGGAUUAUACAUUCACUACAGUAGGAUUCAUAAUAUUGUGAGAGGGUCCCAAAGAGUCUAGAAGCAAAGAGACGAAACUCUGCUAGUUUUUUAACAACAGCUGCUAGAUGAAACUGCGAUAGCGCUGUCGCCAUUUUGGACUGAAAACACCGAUGACUCUGUGUCAACGGAUGUAUAGGAUAAUAAUUUUUUUCGAGUUAAAUCCACUUCCCAGUAGGAACACUUGAAUAAUUUAGUUUUACUUAUUUUGCGGCACUUUGUAGGCGGACGUUUUACUGCUGGCCGCUGACGUUGCAAUGGAACGAACUAUUGACUUUCACUUCUCAUCGAUAUACGUUCUUUGGUCAGGUUUCCCUACAGUGUGUAAUAUCUAGAGAUAAUCGACCAUAGCUACACUCUUUGAGAUGUGAAGCACUUUGUAAAAUUGACACCUUUAACAGCUCAGAUUCUCCAGAAGGGAGAGCAGUUCAUUCUCAUUAAAAGCUCAUAUAUACACGUCGACUUGCGCCCCCUACAGGAAAGGAAAGUUGUAGCAGUUCAGACCUUUGGACAUACAUUACACUCAAUAUUGAUUUUAUAGCAAAUGCCUGAAAACCUGCGGUCUGCCUUUAAGAUUUGUUUGUACUAAACUGGUAUCAGCUGAAGGUUAGCGAUGUUCUGAGUCCCGAGAUGUGUGUUUGUGUAAAGAUGUAAAUAUUGUGCUAUAUUUUUUUUUAAUUGUUCUAAUACGCCUGGGUCUGGAGCCCUCAACGAACUCUUUACUGAUCAUGUGCUACUGCUACCACUGCAGGCCUCUCCAUAGACAUACAGUAUAGACGUAGACGCCGCAUUGACUAGUGGACUUUAUUUUUCUACUCCGCGUAGAUCAUAAACCCUUUAAUAUAAUAACCACUCGUUGAAAUUGGUUGAGAAAUGUAGAUGGCAGCACCCCCAUUCACUUGUAUAGGGUUACAGGCCAGUUUUGCCCUGUCCAAUAUGGCGCCCACGUUGACGCAUCACUGCAAGCGUCCAAUGCGGCGUCUAUGUAUCUAUGUCUAUGGGCCUUUCACACAGUUAGUUGACGGCCAUGUUGUUAAGAUUAAAGGUGUAAGAUCACCUUUUCUUUCAGAGGUUUUACAGAAUACCAUUUUAAAGCACUGCUCCUUACAUAUCAGGCUUUGUGUUUCUGUUGGCAGCAGCAGCACAGUUUCUCUCUUUCUGCUGUUGGCUUGUCCGUCUUAACCGUCCUCCAAACGGUGCAUUAAAACACUCCCUCAAAUGGUU
This is a messenger RNA of Sebastes umbrosus (honeycomb rockfish), 2841 nucleotides long. It is a transcript of the gene tnfsf10, whose product is annotated as TNF superfamily member 10. Gene Ontology annotation, biological process: immune response. The transcript has 6 exons. Lineage: Eukaryota; Metazoa; Chordata; Actinopteri; Perciformes; Sebastidae. Gene Ontology annotation, cellular component: membrane. The coding region runs from base 183 to 1037 and encodes 284 amino acids. The record is from RefSeq and is a predicted model, not a curated record. Gene Ontology annotation, molecular function: tumor necrosis factor receptor binding.